Molecule: messenger RNA, 846 nt
Organism: Armigeres subalbatus
Lineage: Eukaryota; Metazoa; Arthropoda; Insecta; Diptera; Culicidae
Product: sericin-2-like
Exons: 2
Source: RefSeq, a predicted model, not a curated record
AUGGCAAUCGAUGGAUGCUACACAAUAACGACGGCUGGCGGUGUCCGGACAAUAGCGGUGGUCCAACAAUACGGCGUCUCAUGGGAAGGUGACGCCAACGAUGUCUGCUCGGCUGCGGAUGAAAGAACUCGAUCUAACGGUAGCCGGCGUGUCCAAGACGGACGCAAUAGUGUCGGUGCGGUCCCUUCCCGGUUCACGGAUCAAAAGCCGCAACUCGGAGGAUUUCCACCAAGAGCGCGUGGAUCGACGAAAACGCUGGCCGAGAUGUCCAGGAAUUCCUCCGGAAGUUCCUCCAGGAAUUCCUCCGGAAGUUCCUCCAGGAAUUCCUCCGGAAGUUCCUCCAGGAAUUCCUCCGGAAGUUCCUCCAGGAAUUCCUCCGGAAGUUCCUCCAGGAAUUCCUCCGGAAGUUCCUCCAGGAAUUCCUCCGGAAGUUCCUCCAGGAAUUCCUCCGGAAGCUCCUCCAGGAAUUCCUCCGGAAGUUCCUCCGGAAGUUCCUCCAGGAAUUCCUCCGGAAGUUCCUCCAGGAAUUCCUCCGGAAGUUCCUCCAGGAAUUCCUUCGGAAGUUCCUCCAGGAAUUCCUCCGGAAGUUCCUCCAGGAAUUCCUCCGGAAGUUCCUCCAGGAAUUCCUCCGGAAGUUCCUCCAGGAAUUCCUCCGGAAGUUCCUCCAGGAAUUCCUCCGGAAGUUCCUCCAGGAAUUCCUCCGGAAGUUCCUUCAGGAAUUCCUCCGAAAGUUCCUCCAGGAAUUCCUCCGGAAGUUCCUCCAGGAAUACCUCCGGCAGUUCUUCCAGGAAUUCCUCCGGAAGUUCCUCCAGGAAUUCCUCCGGAAGUUCCUCCAGGAAUUCCUCC